AUGCCCAGCGGCUCUAGCGAUCAUGACGUGAAAAAAACACGAAUGCCUGCUUGUGGCAAUGAUAACACUGUCCUUUAUGCAUAUAAGCCAAACAAUACAUGUGUCAGAAAUCAGGAAAGUGUUCCAUCUGACACAUCCCACAAUAAAGAGCAGCAAAAAACAGUGCUGAACGUCCUUACUCAUUGCCGGGCCAUAUAUGAUGGUAUUCAAAACCUGGAGAAGAAGUUUGAUGUGAUUCAUGAAAAGGUUCCCAAAAUUUACCGUUUCCGUAUGAGGUCAUCGUGGCAACAUCGUAAGCCACUUGGAUAUGUAUACAAAAAUUAUAAUUACCUACUUUAUAGAAAAAUUAAAUUCCAGAGAAUGAGGAAGAAAGAGCCUCUUUCUGCAAGCUUCUACCCUGAAAGUUAUAGUGCAACUUUACCAGUGGAAAGGCAGAAAAAUGAUGACCAGAGCAAACCCAUGGAAACAUCUUUUCAGUCAGAAGAGCCCUUUAAACCAGAGCAGCCGAUUUUCGGGGAGCAGAAGUCUGUGCUUGGGAAGGGCCCACUGCUUCCCUCCAGGUUUACACAUUCAUUUCAGCCAUAUUUCUCAUCCGAAGUCCCAAUGCCUGAUGCUUCUACAAUGCGGUGCUUUGCCAGCCAAGGUGCUCCACGCACCAGCAGUGUCUUCUCCUCUGCCCAAGCUUGCACAGCUGCAACUUCAGCAAUGAUGGUCCAAGGAGAACCCAGUUCAAGAAAUAACCCAGACCUGAUGGAUUAUGAUUUACCAGAAAAUAAGGACAUCAGCCAAAAUACUAACUCAUCAUCUAUCUGCGUCCCAUCCAGUUUUGUCACAAGUUCACCAAUUGGACUUGACUCCAGACUUUUGACACAAAGCUUCCUUAAGUAUCCUUCAAGCUGGUCAGUGGAUGAAGUGAUACAAUUUAUGAAACGAAUAGAUUCUCAGACAUUCACCCCCCUUGCUGACCUCUUCCGAUAUCACAACGUUGACGGGAAGGCUUUGCUACUACUCAAAAGUGACACGAUGAUGAAGUAUAUGGGGCUGAAGCUGGGGACAGCUGUAAAACUAUGCCACCACAUUAAAAGUCUUAAAAAAGAAAAAUACUUUAGCGGUUGA
Choloepus didactylus (southern two-toed sloth) is the source of this 1116-nucleotide messenger RNA. RefSeq names its product sex comb on midleg-like protein 1. Gene Ontology annotation, molecular function: protein binding. The transcript has a single exon. Bases 1 to 1116 code for a protein of 371 amino acids. Lineage: Eukaryota; Metazoa; Chordata; Mammalia; Pilosa; Megalonychidae. The record is from RefSeq and is a predicted model, not a curated record.